Molecule: messenger RNA, 7455 nt
Organism: Lytechinus variegatus (green sea urchin)
Lineage: Eukaryota; Metazoa; Echinodermata; Echinoidea; Temnopleuroida; Toxopneustidae
Product: otoferlin-like
Exons: 53
Coding region: 283-6921 (2212 amino acids)
Biological process (GO): plasma membrane organization
Cellular component (GO): membrane
Source: RefSeq, a predicted model, not a curated record
CGAGUAUCUAUUGAACCGCGAACAAUUGUUAGCUCUCCUAUUCUCAUUCAAAUUUUAUCCUUUCACCAAAGCACCUGACUAUUUCGUUCUGAUCGACUGUAGCAUUUGUACACCGCUUCGAGUGAAUAACAUAACAAAACUGGAUCGACUGCGAAGACAAAAUGGAGUGUGGUGAAACUGGAAGACCUUAAUCGAAGUUUGUUUCAGGGUUUUAGGAUCGGAUGUUGAGGGUGUUGCUCCCCUCAUCUUUGCCCUAAACUUUCGGUAGGAAGAUACUCCGAGAUGUCGCUGAUUGUCCACAUCCAGUGUGCCCGUGGGUUUCACUCGAGAGGGGAGCGGUUCGCCAAAAUAACUUUCAGAGGUGUAAGCCAAACAACACAAACCUAUGAAAAUGUGGCUGACGAGGUGGUGUGGGAUGAGCAAUUUGAAUGGGCCAUGGGUAGUGGCAUUGAAGCCAAUGAGAUGCUGGAAGUCUCCAUACUCAACUUUAACAAAUACCUUUCAAACAAGGUAAUCGGGUCUUUUAGAAUGGUUCUUCAGGAGGUCAUUGAGAAGGGAUCAUUGAAGAUUGGAGAACCACUACUAGACAGUAACAACAGGGGCAUGCAUGUGGGUAUCUUCUUUGAGGUGUUCUACCAGGCGCCUGAUGGCACCGUAGGUGACUGGAUGCAGGAGACCUUCACGGCUCCUCCGCCUUCCCAUCAUGCAUCUGAUAACCUAGGCUUUAUGGGACAGGAGACCGACUACGAUGAAGAUGGAUCAAGGUCUGUCUAUUCAGAAAGCUUUCAGCUGAUGAAGAGAGGCCAUCAUGGGUCGUCACAGAGUCUCAGCUCCACCAAAAGUUCAAGAAGCAUGCUUGGUAAGAUGAAACUCAAGAGGAAGAAGAAGAAAGAUGAUUAUCAACCAGAUGUGGGCAUAGAGAGGAUCGGCAAAGAGGUCCCAUUGCUGGAGAUUGAUGAGAUGGAUGUGAGUGUGAUGGGGGAUGAAAGCGAUGCCGAGGAGGAGCCAGAGAUCCCACCAUACAAGAAGAUUGGACCCAUCGGGAGUGAACAGCCCGCACAGAAGUAUCAGGACUUCCAGGUAUCAGUCACCAUACAUGAAGCCAGACAGCUAGCAGGUCUUGACAUUGAUCCAGUCGUCUGCGUUGAGGUUGGAGACAAAAAGAAAUAUACAAGUGAGAAGAAAUCAACCAAUUGCCCCUUCUACAAUGAGAUGUUUGUGUUUGACUUCCAUGAACCACCAGGACAUAUGUUUGACAAAAUCAUCAAAAUUACAGCUUUUCCUACAUUGAAUAUCUUAAUGGCUGCUUUACAUUCCAGGAAUGUCUUGCGAUCAGGCACUGUGAUUGGGAACUUCAAAUUUGAUGUAGGAACACUGUACCAAGCCCCAGACCAUGCUUUCUACAACAAAUGGGCCAUACUGACAGACCCGAAUGACGUCAACGGUGGUCCUAAGGGGUACGUCAAGUGUGACAUCUUAGUCAUGGGUAAAGGUGAUUCGGUCAAGCCUCCUAAGAAGACAAAAGAUGAUGGAGAGACAAUUGAAGGGAACUACCUUCUUCCUGAAGGCAUCCCUACAGUUAGACCAAGAGCUACAUUCAGUAUCCGUAUCUACCGAGCCGAGGGUCUACCUAUCAUGAAUUCAGGACUCCUAGCUAACGUCAAGAAAGCUAUAACUGGAGAACUCAAUGAUCUUGUUGAUCCCUUUGUGGAAGUCACCUUUGCAGGCCAAACGGGAAAGACAUCGGUGAAGAAGCACCGAUACGACCCAAACUGGAACGAGCAGAUAGUCUUCAGCGAGAUGUUUCCACCGCUGUGUAGACGUAUGAAGGUCACCCUCAAGGAUAAAGAUAGCAUGAUUGAUGAUACAAUAGGGACACACUUCAUAGACCUUGCUAAGAUAUCCAGUGAAAAUGAUGAAGGAUUCUUGCCCACAUUUGGACCAAGCUGGAUCAACCUCUAUGGAUCCACCAGAGACUAUAAUGCCGUUGAUGCCAACCGCAAGCUGAACAAGGGUGUGGGUGAGGGAUGUAUGUACAGAGGAAGACUCCUGGUCGCCAUCAAGACAGAGGUUCAAGAUAGCUCCUUGGAAUCUGGUGGGAUCAGGGUGGAUACAGAACCUUGUCUACCAAUCUCAGAGGCUGCUCCAGGAAGAAAAGAUGAAUUUUUCUUCUUUGCUACUCUCUUUGAGGCCUCAAUGAUUGACAAGAAACUUGGCGACAAACCAAUUACCUUUGAAUUCUCUAUAGGUAACCAUGGAAACCAGAUUGAUGGUCGUAACAUGCACCAGGCCCCGACCACCUACAAUGAUUCUGACUCAGAAGAGGAACAGCUGAUCCCGCCCUCUGCAGCCGAAACCGAACCGGAAGUGGGCGUGUCCAUGACCCCACCAAUGCAGCCCAAGAUGGUUGAUAAGAAUUAUUACUACAUGCCUUUCGAUGACAAGAAACCAGUCAUGUACCUCAAGUUCACUACAGAAGAUCACAGGAGGCGCUUCUAUAACAUGAAUAUCCUCUACAAGAUUGCAGAAGAAUUGGAGGAAGGAAUAGCGGAUGUAGCUGAUAAAUUGUCUAAAGAGAAAGGAAAUUGUGAGAAAGUGCUACGAAAGAUCUUGAAGAAAUUUGUUGAAUCUUGCACGCAAUUCUCUAAGUUGACUAAGGGCACAGGAGGAGGAGCUAACGCAGGCAAAACCAAACUGGACAGGGAGAGACAUAAAUGGCUGCUUUUUGAAAUGAAAACAGUAAUGAUGGAUGCACAGGAAGUACUAGGGGAUGACCUUGGUGACCUCCGUAAGGGGUACGGAUCCUCUAGGAGUGGGGGUGCAACCCCAGCACAGUCACCUGCCAGGCGAUCUCCUAAGAAAGGCAAACAAUCUAUGGAUCUCUUCAAUCAGGAUUUCGAUUUGGAUGACAACUUCAUCAGCAGACAGGAUGAAAUAAACCGUAAGACAAAGGACUUGUUGAAGGGUAGACGAUGGACUAACAAGGCAAUCAAGGAGAAACUCAAGGCCGCCAAAGGCUUCCUACAUCGUAUCAAGUUCCUCGCAGAUGAGCCCCAGCACAGUCUUCCUGAUCUGUUUGUGUGGAUGAUCAGUAACGGGAAGAGAGUGGCUUACACCAAGAUCAAAGCCAGGAAACUCAUAUACUCCAUGGUAGAGGAAGAGAAGGGUGACCAGUGUGGAACCAUGCAAACUAUCUUCUUGAAACUCCCAGGCAAGAAGGGAACGAGUUCAGCCGGGUGGACAGUACAGGCCAAGCUGAAUGUAUUCCUAUGGUUAGGAUUGAACAAGCAUCGUAAGGACAUGCUGAAAGGACUGCCAGGUGGAUACCAUAUGGAUCCAGAGCUCAAGGCGGCCAUCAAACCAGCUAAACUGCCUCCACCUCUUAUCUUCUAUAGAGAGAAACUAGUCUUCCAGCUUCGAUGUCACAUCUACCAGGCAAGGAGUCUCAUUGGUUCAGAUUCUUCUGGUCUCUCUGACCCCUUUGCUAGGGUCGUACUUCGGGAUGAGGUCAAACAGACAAGGGUAAUCCAAGAGACUCUCAGCCCGACCUGGGAUGAGGUUCUUCUCUUUGAGAGAUUUGUUGUCUAUGGGAACAGGCCUAACAUCAAGGAGGAACCACCCAUCAUCUGUGUGGAGUUCUUCGAUGUUGACAUUGGGAUUCAGACUGGUUGUGAAUUCAUUGGUCGAGCCCUGAUCAGGCCCAUUGUCAACCUCAUAGAUGAUUACUAUGAGAAACCUCUGUUUCCACCGAUGCUUCAAUGGCAUGAUAUCUAUAGAGGACAGAGCCCUGGGGGACAGCUCCUGGCUGCAGUCGAGAUGAUACAGUUGACGAAGAGCAGUGAAUCUCUACCUGAUGGUAUUCCAGUCAUCACCAUUCCUCCCUAUGACGAGAAGAAGAAAGAAACUCCAAUCGUCAACAUUCCCAAAGAAAUCAAACCAAGACUCUGUCGCUUCAGGGUGGAGGUUCUGUUCUGGGGUGUGAGGGAGUUGAAGAGACUGCAGCUGAUGACUGUGGACAAGCCACGCUGUGAUAUAGAGGUCGGUGGUGUGACCAUUUCAUCCAGCAUCAUAUCCCAAGCUCAACGCAACCCAAACUUCCCCAAUAACGUCCAGUUCAUUGACGUGGAUCUACCAGAGAAUGACCUGUACUGUCCUCCGCUUACCAUAAGGGUGGUCGAUUGCCGUCAGUUUGGUCGCUUCACCCUGGUCGGUACCAACGUCGUUGGUAAUCUGUCGUCCUACAAACUCAAGGAGAAGGAAGAGAAGCCUCGAGAAGAAGAAGAAGCAGAGGAAGCUGGUUUUCCUGGUUUAAAGGGUCUGAGCAACUUGUCCAAAUUGACUCCCACAAACGAGCUGUUAGGAGCUGGUGGUGUGGGCAGCCUAGUAAGAGGUGGUCUGAAUGGAUCUGCCAGACUCCCUGGUAAUGGUGUCCCCCAGCCCCUGAAUGGUAACGGCAAUCUCCUUGGCUCUGGGCGGGUCUCUAAGGCUGCCUCCAAAGCUGGAUCCAAAGCCGGCUCAAAGGCUGGGUCUAAAGCUGGCAGUGUGAUCAUCACUGUGGAUCCACCCCCCGAUCCAAAUGGUAAAGAUCAGCCACCAGCAGGAGACGCAGUGAUAGACAUGCCAGCAGAUGGGAAGCCUCCAUUGGAAGGAGAAGGGGGUAAAGAUGAAGCAGGGAAAGAGGGAUCUGUGAAAGGCAGCGAGAAAGCUGGAGAAGGAGCCGAGGGAGGAGCUAAAGAGGGUGAGAAUGCAGAAGGAGCCCCAGGAGCACCCUCUAAGAAGAAACUUGAUGAAGAUGAGGAAAAUUCUCUUGACUGGUGGUCAAAAUACUUUGCUACCAAGGCCGCUCUUGAGAAGGAGCAAAUGCGGAUACUGGCAUGCAUUAAUAUGGAAUAUGAAGAGGAACAAGGAGAUCAAGCCGACGGCAAUGAGGAUAUAGACCUAGAACAACCACAAAAUGAAGAGCUGAUAACCAUAGAUACCACUGAGAAGAAGGAGGUUAAGCCGGAGGAGGGUAAGAAGAAGGUCGGGGCUCUAAAGAAAAUGGGCGGCGGCCUAGCUGCUGCGAAGAAGCUCAUGAAGAAAGGUGAUGGAGACGAAGACAGUAUGAUGGAUAUGAACCAAGAGGAAGAGGAGGAUAUAGAUGUCUGUCUUAUUCAGUUUUACUCCACUGAGUUAGAGAAUGUACCGGACUUCAGUGGAUUCAAGGAAUGGCUCCAUACCUUUGAGCUUCUUCGAGGAAAGAAUACCGGUGAUGAGGACAGUGAGAGCAGAGUAGUUGGAAAGUUCAAGGGAGCAUUGGCUUUGUACAAGUGGCCUCUACCUCCUGAGAUUGAGGCAGACCCUACCAAGAUGUUUGGAAAGCUGGAUCCCAAGCUGGGGUACUUUCAGGGGCUACCUAAGAGUGAUCCAAUGGGUGUCCUAGUCCGCGUCUACAUCAUCAAGGCUAUUGAUCUACAUCCUACUGAUGUCAAUGGAAAGGCUGAUCCAUACGUCCAACUUCUCUUAGGGAAACACAAGACCAAUGACAAAGAGAACUAUAUCUCCAAGAAUCUUAAUCCUACAUUUGGCAAGUGUUAUGAGUUUGAGGCUACCUUUCCCAUGGAAUCCAAGCUAGCUGUUCAGAUCUAUGACUGGGAUUUGAUAGGAUCAGAUGAUCUUAUCGGUGAAACUACCAUUGAUCUUGAGAAUCGAUAUUACAGCAAGCAUCGAGCAACAUGCGGUAUAUCAAAAGAAUUUGCUCUGUAUGGAUACAACAAUUGGCGUGAUCCUCAGAAGCCUCAUCAAAUCUUAACCAGAUUGUGUAGGGAACAUAAGAUUGAACUGCGUUUCUCUCCGGGUCGAGCUGAAGUGGGAGAUAAGAUCUACUACGGAGAACAGUUCAUCGAUGAUGAAGGGGGAAACAGUAAGCCGACCGAUGACCUGACCUCACUGGAAGCCCUUCUUCACUGGGAUGAAAUCCCUGAGGUAGGGUGUAAGCUGGUCCCAGAACAUGUAGAAACAAGGUCGCUCUAUCAUCCAGAUAAACCAGGAAUUGAACAGGGUAAAGUUGAGAUGUGGGUUGAUAUGUUCCCCAUGGACAUGCCUCUACCGGGUGCGCCAGUCGACAUCUCACCUCGUAAACCCAAACGUUACGAGCUACGGGUCAUCAUCUGGAACACUGAUGAUGUCGUCCUUGAGGAUGACUCUCUCUUGACAGGCGAGAAGAUGAGUGACAUCUAUGUAAAAGGAUGGUUACUUGGGCCAAGCACUGACAACCAAUCAACAGACGUCCACUACCGCUCCUUGACCGGUGAGGGUAACUUCAACUGGAGAUUCAUCUUCCAGUUUGAUUACCUAGCUGCUGAAGAGAAGAUGGUCAUCAAAAAGAAAGAAUCGGCAUUCUCCAUUGAUGAGACGGAGUACAAGGUCCCGCCAAGAUUGACGCUUCAAGUUUGGGACGCCGAUCAUUUCUCAGCUGAUGAUUUUCUUGGAUCCGUGUCUCUGGAUCUGAACCGGUUUCCCCGUGGUGCCAAAACAGCUAAGAAGUGUUCCAUUGAGUCACAUCGAGCCAUGAGUAUGAUGUCAAUCUUCAAGCUUAAGAGAACCAAGGGAUGGUGGCCUUUCAUAGCUAAGUCUGAAAAGGAAGGAGAAGAAUUGACGGGCAAAGUCGAGGCUGAGAUGGCGCUGUUGACUGAAGAGGAAGCGGAGAAGAGUCCCGCUGGAAAGGCUCGUGAGGAACCAGACCCACUCCCAAAACCAAAUCGGCCCGAUACCUCCUUCAUCUGGUUCCUGAACCCAUGGAAAUCACUCCGUUAUGUUGUCUGUCAGCGACUCAAAUGGAUCCUCCUCAAAUUGGCACUCAUCUCACUCCUUGUCAUCUUCAUUGGUCUCUUCAUCUAUGCCUCCCCAGGCUACACAGUCAAGAAGAUACUUGGAGCAUAGCACACUGAUUUUGAAGUACCUGUGAUUUGCGUGGUGCCAAUUUGAAGAUUUGUUUUAAAAAGUGAAGUGUAAUAAAAGGGGAUAGUGCCAAUAGUUUUUUAAUAUAAAUCCUUAUUUAAAUUUCUUUUCUUUCGAAGAAAUUAUCAGGUAUAGGUUUGAUUGAAUUUCAUUUUAAGAAGAAAUCAUAAAGUAGACCUGUGUAUGAUCAAACAGGAAUUGGAAGAAUAUAUUUGGAUUAUUACAGACUGAUGUCUUUCACUUGCUUAUAAAGUGAUGAAGGGCAUUAACAUAACAAAAUUGAUAUAUCAUUCAUAUCGAGGCUCAAACUAUUAUAUAUGAUUUGAUGAAUUGAUUUACAAUAAUACUUAAAACUUAUAAUGAUAAAGUGCAAUGAAUUAGAACAAAAGAGUGAAUAAAUUUAUUAAUGUUACUGUAUGGGCUUAUCAUAGAAAUGCUCAUAGAAGUAUUUUAUACAAACCUCUUUAAUGGAAAUGUUAUAAUUAUAAAAAUAAAAAAAUAUGAAAAUAUCGAUAU